AUGCUCCAACUAUAUGAGCAGCGACAAACGGUACGUCAAAGAGCUCAAAGUUCUUCCGGUAGAACACAGAGAAAAAGGUAUUUGAAUCGGGAUCGUGAAGUUGGACAUGCUCGUCUUUUCAAUGAUUACUUUUCUGAUGAUCCGGUAUAUCCUGAUGACAUAUUUCGAUGUCGAUUUCGAAUGAAAAAAGAGUUAUUCUUUCGUAUAGUUGAUGUUGUGAAAAAUCAUUCCAAAUAUUUUCAAUGGAAGGUCGAUGUAGCAGGGAAAAAAGGUUUCUCACCACUUCAGAAAUGCAUAGCGGCUAUUCGUCAAUUGGUGUAUGGAGUCCCUGCUGAUCAUUAUGAUGAGUAUCUACGAAUUGCUGAAACAAUUGCCAUCCAAUGUUUAUUCAACUUUUGUCGAUGUGUAAUUGAAGUGUUCGGGGCCCAAUAUUUAAAAAGACCUAAUGCUGCUGAUAUCCAACACUUGCUUGAAAUGCAUGAGCAGAGACAUGGUUUCCCUGGCAUGUUGGACAGUCUUGAUUGCAUGCAUUGGCAAUGGAAAAAUUGCCCCGUUGCUUGGAAAGGGUCACACAAUGAUAUCAAUGUGCUUAACGAAUCACCGUUAUUCAACGACGUCUUAUAA
Molecule: messenger RNA, 624 nt
Organism: Zingiber officinale
Lineage: Eukaryota; Viridiplantae; Streptophyta; Magnoliopsida; Zingiberales; Zingiberaceae
Exons: 2
Coding region: 1-624 (207 amino acids)
Source: RefSeq, a predicted model, not a curated record